GCGACGCCACACAACCAUUAUAGGUGGCGCCUACUACAUCCUCUUUGAAUAAGCAAUCACAGAAAUCAUGGCAGACGCCCCAGUCGAAGUAAAGAAGAAGCGUACUUUCAGGAAGUUCACCUUCAGAGGUGUUGAUCUGGACCAGCUCUUGGACAUGUCCAGUGAGCAGCUGAUGGACAUGUUCCACGCACGCGCCAGGCGCCGAUUCUCCCGCGGUCUGAAGAGAAAGCCGAUGGCUCUCAUUAAGAAGCUGAGAAAGGCCAAGAAAGAGGCUCCCGCACUCGAGAAGCCAGAGACCGUGAAGACGCAUCUGCGUGACAUGAUCAUCGUGCCGGAGAUGGUUGGCAGCAUGGUCGGGGUGUACAACGGGAAGGUUUUCAACACGGUCGAAAUCAAGCCCGAGAUGAUUGGCCAUUACCUGGGAGAAUUUAGCAUCACCUACAAGCCGGUUAAGCACGGCCGACCUGGCAUUGGAGCCACCCACUCCUCGCGCUUCAUUCCGCUGAAGUAAAUGUACAUUUGACUUGUCUUAACCAAAAAAUGUGAACAAAA
Priapulus caudatus is the source of this 552-nucleotide messenger RNA. RefSeq names its product 40S ribosomal protein S15-like. The transcript has 4 exons. The record is from RefSeq and is a predicted model, not a curated record. Gene Ontology annotation, cellular component: ribosome; cytosolic small ribosomal subunit. NCBI's taxonomy places the organism in Eukaryota, Metazoa, Priapulida, Priapulimorpha, Priapulimorphida, Priapulidae. Bases 68 to 511 code for a protein of 147 amino acids. Gene Ontology annotation, biological process: ribosomal small subunit assembly; translation. Gene Ontology annotation, molecular function: RNA binding; structural constituent of ribosome.